AUGGCAAGCGCCAGCGAUAAAUUCGUUUACUACAAAACCCUGUCGCACGAUGAUUGUACUGUGGGCUGGAUUUGCGCGCUCCCCGUGGUGCUGACAGCGGCAAAGGGAAUGUUGGAUAAGAGACACGAGUCCUUGCCACAACCCACAAAUGAUAAUAACAACUAUGUUCUUGGCGAAGUGGCCGGCCACAACGUCGUCAUUGCAUGUCUCCCCAUCGGUGAAUACGGAACGACAUCUGCCGCCACGGUCGCAGCGCAAAUGCUUUUGACCUUCUCCCAAAUUCGCUGCGGUUUAAUGGUGGGGAUUGGCGGAGGAGUGCCAACUACCGUGGAUAUUCGAUUGGGAGAUGUUGUCGUGAGCAACCCGACCGAUGGGUAUGGAGGGGUCAUUCAUAUGACUACGGGAAGGAUUGUCUGUUUUGAAAUGGAUGCAGCGGGUCUUAUGAAUAUUUCCCCUUGUUUGGUCAUUCGAGGAAUCUGCGACUAUUCGGACUCUCAUAAGAACAAGAAGUGGCAACCAUACGCCGCAGCGACGGCGGCUGCUGUUACGGCCACAAAAGCCCUAACAGGCCCCGGGACACUCACGGUUGACGACCCUGCACGAUUCUUGGCUCUAUCGCAGCGGCCAGAAUGGGCCCUUGUUCAUCAAGUGGAACAACCGAAAAAUAUCUUCCAGCGACUUUCCGAUUACGACCCUGAUCGAAUCCAUCGCAGUCAUCUCUGGAACAGAUGUCCAAACACUACUGAGUGGAGUGUAGAGAACCCAGCGUAUAAAGCAUGGCUGGACGGUAGUGCCUCUCCGUUUUUGUGGUUAACUGGCAAAAUUGGAUGUGGCAAAACACUUGUUUCGAGCACUGGCAUUCAACAUCUUAAGGCCAUUACUCAGGGCUCCCGAUGCAUUGUAGCUCACUUUUUCUACAGCCACUCGAACCGAUCAAAAUUAGAGGCAAGGCAUGUAUUCGAAAGUUAUAUCAAACAGAUUGUGGGACAUCUUGACUCGUUUCAGAUUGCUUGCCCUGGUCCAAUUCGGUCUUUCAUCAAGAGGUUCUAUGAAAAUGAUCAACAGAUCCCCACUUUUAGUGAGAUCGUACAUGAGAUCCUUGUCCCACUCUGUCACUCUCGGCCGGGGAUUAUAUUUAUCAUGGAUGGACUUGAUGAGUGCUAUCUAUUGCAAAUUCUCGAAGUCUUUGAGGCUCUACGAGAAAUCUCUAGGCAGCGCUCCGUGAAAGUCUUCCUUUCCGGUCGAGAAGGACUUGAUUUGCCUAGAGCUAUCCCUAGUUGCGCCACAAUAAACAUAGCUGAUGAUGGCAGCAAUGACGAUCUUCGAGCUUUUGUCGAAUGGAAAAUUCAAACCAAGCUGAAGGAAAGACAACUGACAGAAAAUGAGUCAGUACUUCAAGAAAUCAGGGAAAGGCUUCUUGAAAAGGCCGGCCAUAUGAUAUUGUGGGUCAAUUUGCAGCUAGAAAUGCUGUGGGAUGAGUGCUACACAGAUGGUGGGAUCAGGCAAACUCUCAAUAAUUUGCCUAAGGAUCUCAGCACAACGUACGACCGUUGUCUUGCUAGGAUCAGCGGAAAGAAGCCAUUUACUGGUAGCCAGCUUCAAGAUGCGGUUGCAUUGAAUUUACGCACAGGUCUUCUUGAUCUUGAUGGUUUCGUGCCCGUCAAAGAGCUAGUCAAAUAUUGCGCGCAUCUGAUCACAUGGAAGGUGAAUGAUGAGAUCCAUCUCUCCCACUACUCGAUUUCUCGGUUUUUGGAAAGUAAAGGUGGAGGGCAUGAUUCCUGGUUUGCGGACAUUGAUCUUGAUGAUGAACGGGCAGCACUGGGUGACCUUUGCAUGAAACAUCUCCUUUCGCCGAUAUAUUCUCGAGCGGUGGUGCCCAUUGAAAAGCCCAAACAAGCCGCGCUUGUGUUAGACCAAAACUCGACUUGGAACAUUCAUCCUUGGGAGCCUUCGGGUAUGUCCAUGGACUCACAUUAUGCCGGUAUUUUAGGUUACUCUAUUGUGGAACACCACAACCCGCUCCUAGCUGUCUUGAUGCGAGCGAGGGGUCUUCAACCACGCACUGAUAUUUUCCGGUUGCCACUCCACCCAUACAACAACUUGCUGCCGCUCCAUCUUGCUGCUACAGCUGGCAAUGGCGAUUGUUUGGUGCAAAUAAUGGGCCAAAGCACUUUUAACAUGCUCGAUGUGAGCGGCCAAACAGCUUUACACCACGCUGCUGUCAUGGGUCAUCUAGAUGUUACUCAAAUUUUACUUAGCAAAUCCAUGUUGGAAAUCAACCAAGCAGACAAUGACGGGCGUACGGCAUUGCACCUGGCAGCAUCACACGGACAAGAACAUUUACUUGACACACUGUUUUUGUAUAAUGCGAAUAUCAAUCAACAAGAUGAUUUAGGCCAGACAGCACUUCACCUGGCUGUGACGAACAAGAAGAGAAACCUUGCGAAAGCGCUGCUUGCACGACAGCCAGACAUUUCAAUUACCAAUAAAGCUGCUCGAUCACCACUCUCAAUCGCUGCGCAUGGCUCAGAUGAAGCUAUGGUUCGGUUGAUUCUUCAAGCUGAAUACCACUCUGGGAAGUUCCCGCAUCCGGAUGAUUCUUUCAUCAGUGUCGGAUCGAGACUUAUGAUGCUCCUUGGAAACCCAAUCGUCCCGUCUCCAGGGAACAAAUCCGUCUCUGGGCAGCUUGAUAACGAUAGAUACCCUUUGAAGGACGACCUUAUGUUCGCGAUAGCAGAUACCAUCCAACCACAAGAUCUUGGGCUGAAAGCAUGUGGAUUAUAUAUAAGGGUCAUGCUCGAAGCUGGGGUAAAAUAA
Aspergillus affinis is the source of this 2817-nucleotide messenger RNA. RefSeq lists its product as uncharacterized. Gene Ontology annotation, molecular function: protein binding; catalytic activity. The transcript is spliced from 11 exons. NCBI's taxonomy places the organism in Eukaryota, Fungi, Ascomycota, Eurotiomycetes, Eurotiales, Aspergillaceae. Gene Ontology annotation, biological process: nucleoside metabolic process. The record is from RefSeq and is a predicted model, not a curated record. The coding region runs from base 1 to 2817 and encodes 938 amino acids.